AUGCCUCACAAAGUCAGCGACUCGACCUCCUCUCUGUCCAGCAGUGGCAGCAGCAGGAACGGUGUUGUGGUGACGGACAUGCGAGGCUCGCAUGCUGGUCCCCGUCGAACACAAGCUCCCGUCAUCAUUCACAACCAGGGAGGACAAAUCUACGAUGAGACGAGACCUUCCGACUGGGAUAAGCAACGGUGGAAGUGA
Messenger RNA from Aspergillus fijiensis CBS 313.89, 198 nucleotides. RefSeq lists its product as uncharacterized. The record is from RefSeq and is a predicted model, not a curated record. Bases 1 to 198 code for a protein of 65 amino acids. NCBI's taxonomy places the organism in Eukaryota, Fungi, Ascomycota, Eurotiomycetes, Eurotiales, Aspergillaceae. The transcript has 2 exons.